AUGUCUCGCACCUACAACAACGUUAUCGUCUUCGGACCGACCGGUACUAUCGGAGGCCAAGUCGCUCUCGAGGCCCAGCGACGUGGCGCCAAAGUCUGGCUUGCCAUGCGCGACACUUCUAAACCCAUCGACGAAAUCCCAGCUGACGUCGAGAAAACCGGAAACUUUGCGCGUAUCCAAGCUGAUCUCAGCGACCCAGCAUCCGUUUCCACUGCUAUCACCCACUCUGGCGCCAAAGCAGCAUACCUCUACCUUAUCUACACCCCCGACUUCACCCGUGCCAGCCUUCAGGCCAUGCGCGACGCUGGAGUUGAAUAUGUCGUGUUCCUCUCGAGCUACAACGUUGGGACGGAAGGUGACGAAAUGCGGGCCAUCCCACGCGAGAAUUGGAUCCCCUAUGCUCAUGCCCAGGUCGAAAUCAACAUCGAAGACAUCGGUUUCCCUCACUUCACGGCUCUGCGGCCUGCCUGGUUUGCCAGCAACUACUUCAAAACGUAUUUCAACGGCUCCUCUACGCCAGCCAGAGCGACAAUCGUCUUCGAGAAUUCCAUUUUCGACAAUAUUGCACCAGAAGACAUUGCUCUGGUGGGUGGCGCAGUGUUGGCUCAGCGACCAGCUGAUGGGAAGAAGACGAUAUACCUAUACGGUCCGGAGCGACGCACGGCAAAGGAGAGUUGGGAAGUCAUCAAGUCGGUUACGGGCAGAGAGAUCGAUACGACUCCCUCUAGCCCUGCGCAGUUUACCGAGGUUUUGUCUGGCAAUGGUAUACCCGCCUUCCUCAUCGAUUAUCUGCUGGGUGCUUUCGACAAGGCAAAGGCAGGCUUUUCGGAGGCGGAGUAUCAGAGGGACGUCGGGAACUUCAAGAAGUACACAGGUCGAGAGCUAACCAAGUUUGCGGAUUACAUUCAGGCGCAUAAAGCGGAGUGGCUAGCGUAA
Messenger RNA from Mycena indigotica, 936 nucleotides. Its product is annotated as NmrA domain-containing protein. The record is from RefSeq and is a predicted model, not a curated record. The transcript has a single exon. Lineage: Eukaryota; Fungi; Basidiomycota; Agaricomycetes; Agaricales; Mycenaceae. Bases 1 to 936 code for a protein of 311 amino acids.